UUUUCCCUUAUCUGCCGAUUUCCUAUACCUCCUCAUUUAUAACCCAAACCCCUUUUUUUCCUUCUCCAUCUCCCGAUUUCCUCUGUUCCAUGGCCACAGCGAUCCAUUGCCGCAGCGACAAGAUCAACACCUUCGACCUCCUCCUCUUCCUCAUCCGUUACCACGAUGGUGACCGUAGAAAACACUCCAACUGCGACACAACCUCCGGAAACCCUUGUUCUCCAACUGCGCUCCAGGAAGAAGAAGGUGACCUGGAAAGAGGGGACCGUGGAUAAUGAGUUUAUGAACAAGAAGAGUUCUAAGAAAUGCUGCAUCUUCCACAAACAAAAACCCUUCGACAAAGACGACAGCGACGACGAUCAUCACCAUAACCACCGCUCUUGUGGUCAUGAUCGCAAGGAUGACUGUGGGCCCAGUACCAGCUCCGGCAACUGAUUGAUUAAUUCGGUGACUUUUUUCGAUUUACCGUCUGCCCUCGUGGGAUCAAUUUGAGAACUAGAAGUUGUCCGACAUAUGAUUUUGGAUCUUUAUUUUUGCCGUUUCGAUUUACUUUCAUCAGUUUUUCCGCUGUUUGGGUAUUUCUAAGUUCUAAUUGCAAUUGCAUGUGCUCAUAGUCUUUUGGUGUGAACUCAAUGGUCCAAUUGCCUAUGGUUUUAUGGGUAUGUUGUUUAUUAAUUAUGCCAGAAGGGGAAUGUUAAUUUCCAU
Molecule: messenger RNA, 705 nt
Organism: Rubroshorea leprosula
Lineage: Eukaryota; Viridiplantae; Streptophyta; Magnoliopsida; Malvales; Dipterocarpaceae
Source: the annotation of a GenBank genome assembly